This is a messenger RNA of Neodiprion fabricii, 1895 nucleotides long. It is a transcript of the gene Vps37B, whose product is annotated as vacuolar protein sorting-associated protein 37B. Gene Ontology annotation, cellular component: ESCRT I complex. The transcript is spliced from 4 exons. Lineage: Eukaryota; Metazoa; Arthropoda; Insecta; Hymenoptera; Diprionidae. The record is from RefSeq and is a predicted model, not a curated record. Gene Ontology annotation, biological process: protein targeting to membrane; ubiquitin-dependent protein catabolic process via the multivesicular body sorting pathway; protein targeting to vacuole. The coding region runs from base 118 to 762 and encodes 214 amino acids.
AUACUUCAGUGGCGUAAAGGCUUCAGGUCAAGGUGCAGAUUGUCAUUUGUCAGAGGUUGUGUCAGAAAGGAGUUGACUAGCAAAGCAGCCUUAUAGUUUUUUAUUUAUUUUGCUAAAAUGUGCAAUCAGGAGCCCGAUAUAGUGGCAACAUUAGGAUUGCUCGCUCAUUUAAACAACGAGGAGCUAAAAGAGUUGUUGAACGACGAUGACAAGUUCGAGGAGAUUGUCAAAGAUGUCAAACAGUUCAAGGAUCAAGAUACUGAAAAGGAGAUGCUUUUGGCUAGUAACAGGUCCAUGGCAGAGUUCAAUCUUUCCAAUAAACCGAAAUUAGAAGAAGGCAAACAAGCAAUAAGGGAACUCAGCGAGAAGGGAAGCAGACUCUGUACGAGUGUUAUGGAAAAGCUAGAUCAGCUGAAGGAACAGUCAGGCACGAUGACUGUUGAUACAGCUUUGGCCCUACUUCAAGCAUCUGCAGCGGAAAUCGAAGAAGAGUCAGAGAAAAUACAAGGAAAGUUUAUGAAUGAAGAAAUGGAGGUGGAUGAAUUUUUGGAGCAAUUUUUGACGCGCCGUAAGCUGAUGCACUUGCGAAAAGUGAAAGUUGACAAAAUGAAGGAGCUAAUGCUAAAGCCUUGUCCUUCGUCCUCUGGAAUCUUAGGGUAUCCUACCUCUGGUAACUUCCCAGGGAUGGGACCUUCCGUUCCAUAUCCUACAGGUGUCAUAGGAAUGCCCAUGCCUGUUCCGCCAGUAUAUCGGCCCUUUUAAUUCAAUGCCAGGUAUAAUUAACCCUUAAUUAAUAUUCAUGGUUAAGAAGAAUCUUAAUCUACAUUGCCAGUGAAUUAUCAAUAAACAAAGAUUCAUAGGUGCAGUACUGUUGUAAUAUACAUUCAAAUUUUAUACAAGCUUCUGAAAAUUUAGUGCUUUGUUUGUUUAGGUUUAUUUUACAGAAAACAUGUGGCAUUACCAUCUGAACUAAUGAAAUUCCAUUCAUUUAAGUAUCUGGCACUCCUCAUGUCAUUUAAAUGAUCAGUUCUGUAUAAUUUAUCAUGUUCUGGAAGUACAAAAGCGGUUUGUAAACAUGAUAUAUUCUAAUAAUGAAGAACAAAAACCAUAUGUUUUGAUCAGAAACUGAAAUUCUAGCAACUUGUAGUAAAUUGCACUACAUGGUUUGAUAAUCCCGAAUUAUUCUAUAACAGUUUAAUUAUUUCUCAGGGAUUCAAAAACCCGUCCACUGUGUUGGACGAAGUGAAAUUUACAAAGCUUAAUGAUAUUGUUAUGUGAUAGUUUCACAUAGCUGAAAAUCUAAGAGCUUUGACGCAUAGAUCAAAAACGUGUGGCGAUUUACUUACGUCAUCAUUAUCUGAGUACUCAGAGACCUAUAGGGAAGCAAGCCUAAGGCAGAAUACGAUGAACAAAGAAUCAACCUUGAGUUUUACAAUAAUGGUUUUCUCAGACUAUAAAUACAUACAUAUAACUGAUAAGACUAAACUAAUAUUAUAACGUUUUACUAGUUAUAUUUAUGAAUUUUGGCUGAUUAGAGUUCUUGCAAUUUACUUGGUCGUUUUUUGUUAUUCAUCUCUUCCAACUUUUCUCGUAAUAAAUGGUGCCCUGUGCACAUAUUCCUGGAAUUCCCAUAUUUCCUCUAAAUGCAAAGAAACUUCUAUAUUUCCUUUGAAUGUAAAGCAAUUUUAUCUUACGUGACAUAAUGCUAACUAACAAGUGCAGUACGAUAUUUAAAGGUGUAUUUUGAAUAGAUGAUCCAUUUAUUAUUAUUUGAUAUGCGAACUUGGUUUUAACAACCAUAAGAGAUAAAAAAAAAACAAUAAUUAUAAAUAUAUUUGAAUGAAAAGAAUGUUGAAAACAAAUCAGAUAUUUGAAUAAAGUAUUUUUUAUUUGAA